GCGCGACAUGAACGACGUCCAAGCGUCGCUCCGUGAAGGCAUCGAAGAGGCCAUUGACGUUCUCGCGUUUCGGGACAUAGUGUAUUUUGACCCGUUUGCCAAGCGCUGGGAAGGCUGCCUCGAACCGGACGACGUGGUUCUGACGGCGUUCGGCGAGGUGCUCUGCGAUGCACUGAUGCCCCGCGACGGUACGAUAGUGUGCAAGCAUCCGAGCGGCAAAGCGUACAUCAAGGGCGACUGGAUCACAAGGGACCGCGAGGGUCGCUACUGCGUUGUCGACAAAGCAGCAACUGUGCCACCGCGUGGCCGGGCGGCCGAGUACUACCAAGUCGACGACGACGACGAUGACGCGCGUCGCCAGCCCCAACCAACAGCCAUCGACUUGCGCGGGUGCUACGUGCAGGCCGGUGACAUGCGCCGUCUCACGUUGUCAUUGGCGACCAACUACUUUGUGCAAUCGCUCCACUUGGGCGGCAACGGUCUGCGUGACGAGAGCCUGCUGCUGCUCAGCGCAGCACUCGCGACCAAUGGGUCACUGCAGACGCUGGUGUUGAGCUACAACGCCAUCACGGCGGUCGGCGCGAUCGCGCUCGCCGAGGCCUUGGCGACCAACGCGGCGUUGACGCACCUCGACGUUGCACACAACCAGAUUGGUAGCGAGGGUUGUCUCGCGUGGCUCAAUCUCAAAACCAACUCAACUCUGCGCACGCUGCACAUGAGCCACAACCCGGCGAUCGCCGACGGUGGUGGUGUCGACCUUCUGCGCCCGCUGGCCGCCGAGCCGCUUUCGCUCGCGGACGAGACGCGCCAGAAGCUCCUCCUCAAAAGCAAGAGCCGGACGUACACGGCGACGCUGCUCGACGCACCGGCCAACACGAGUCUUGUGACGCUCACACUCUCUGAGAUUGGGCUAUCGGAGGCCUCGGCGUGCCGGCUCCAGCAUGUUUUGAGUACAACGUCGGUGCUCACGUCGCUCGAUGUGUCGAUGAAUAGCUUGUCGCUCGAGAGCAGCAAGGCGCUCGCACGUGGACUGGCGGCGAAUGCGUCGCUGACGUACCUCCAUGCUGGCGCCAACGUCCUCGACGACGAAAUCGGGGACCUCAUGGCCACGGCACUGGGUGCGCACCCGCGCCUCCGCACCGCGCUCUUUCCAGCGAGCUUUCACGGCCCCCACGCCGGCAGCUACCUUGCCAAGACGCUUCUGACGACACUGAGCUUAUCGCACAUGGACAUUAGCGGCGGGCUACUCGAGCCACCGGGCAUCGUCGCGCUCUGCAAAGCCAUUGGCACCAAUGCAACCUUGCGCGUCCUCGAGCUGACCAGCAUCGGGCUCAAGUCGGACACGAUCGUCCAAGUCCUCUCGACGGCGCUCGAGGCCAAUACGACGCUUCUAGAGCUCCACUUGGGCUACAACAGCAUUACGCUCCGCGGGUGCAAGCUGCUGCGGGACGCCAUUUCAGCGACGCAGUGCCAGCUCACGCCCGAGACGCUCGUUCUCGAAGGCAACAGCGGCACCAAGGCCCGCGGCAGCAGCGUGCUCAUCUCCGGUGGAUCGCUCUCGCCUACCAUGCGCCCGGAGCACCCUAACUCAAUGAUCGACAAGCCACUGAUCAUGUUCCAGCGGCCAAGUUGAGAUGACAGGGAAUAGGGUUGUCAACUAUUAAUACCUUUUACCUCCAAGAUACUACAAUUUGAAUGGUAA
This is a messenger RNA of Saprolegnia diclina VS20, 1702 nucleotides long. RefSeq lists its product as hypothetical. Bases 8 to 1633 code for a protein of 541 amino acids. Lineage: Eukaryota; Oomycota; Saprolegniomycetes; Saprolegniales; Saprolegniaceae. The transcript is spliced from 8 exons. Gene Ontology annotation, molecular function: protein binding. The record is from RefSeq and is a predicted model, not a curated record.